Messenger RNA from Papilio xuthus (Asian swallowtail), 1428 nucleotides. It is a transcript of the gene Ets65A, whose product is annotated as DNA-binding protein D-ETS-3. Gene Ontology annotation, cellular component: nucleus. The transcript has 9 exons. Gene Ontology annotation, biological process: cell differentiation; regulation of transcription by RNA polymerase II. The coding region runs from base 147 to 1304 and encodes 385 amino acids. The record is from RefSeq and is a predicted model, not a curated record. Gene Ontology annotation, molecular function: DNA-binding transcription factor activity, RNA polymerase II-specific; sequence-specific DNA binding. NCBI's taxonomy places the organism in Eukaryota, Metazoa, Arthropoda, Insecta, Lepidoptera, Papilionidae.
UUUAGUAUAUUAACUGUAAAUAAAAGUGCUGGUGUAAUUUAUAAGUGAAAAAGUGGUAUCACGGAAAUGUGAUACCACUUUAAAACAUCACCACGGAAAAUACCAAGAAAAAAGCCAAGCGACAGAAAAGAAAACGAAUAUCAGAUAUGAGGGUCGACUACCGCGGAGUGAAGUGUGCCACAGCGCUGCGUUCAGGUGUCAAAACUGCAAUGUACGAAAGCAGCUGUUCUUAUGCCGGAGCUCUGGAAUUGAAGCGAAGCGCAUUAAAAGAGGAACCCUGGCCGGCAACAGAAUGGCCGCCGUACCGUCUCCAUCAGAGUACCUUCGAGCAAUUGAAACAGAGUGUAGAGAAAGCGAAAGCCGCUCUGCAAGACAGGUCUGGACUCCUAGGCACCGCGACUGCAUUCGGUGAUUUUUACGGUGGUCAACUAGGGCAGGAUGCAUCCAGUACGACUCUGGGCUUCGGCAGAACCACGAGAACGGAUGAAAGCAUGCUGGGAUCAAUUGAUAAAAAUAAAAUCGGUUCUGAUAAGCUCGCAACUGGUCUCGGCAAGGGUUACUCUACACCGGCGCUUACCGAUACUCUUCGAGGAACAAAAUGCUCAGAUGCAUCUUACAAGAGCACUUGGUCCACACAUGCAACGUCACAGGGUUCACAAGGCUAUGGCACCAACUCAUUGUCAGCGAUGUCGAAAUCGACACUGGAUGCUCACUCCCACCUGCGCCAGCCAGAUCCAUAUCAGAUGUUUGGUCCAACUAGCAGUCGUCUAGCUAAUUCAGGUUCAGGGCAAAUUCAGCUAUGGCAGUUUCUGCUUGAACUAUUGAGUGAUUCGAGCAACGCGGGCUGUAUCACUUGGGAAGGGACAAACGGCGAAUUCAAGCUGACCGAUCCCGACGAGGUGGCGAGGCGGUGGGGCGAGAGGAAGUCCAAGCCUAACAUGAACUACGACAAACUCAGUCGUGCUCUGAGAUACUACUAUGACAAGAAUAUAAUGACCAAAGUCCAUGGCAAACGCUACGCGUACAAGUUUGAUUUCCAAGGACUGGCGGCUGCGACUCAGCCGACUGCCAGCGAUCCCGCGUACAAAUACCAGAGCGACCUCUUCAUGAGCUCUUACCAUCACUCCGCGAAGCUGUCAUCGUUUAUGGCACCACACGCUGCUAUGCCAACAUCCACAGCGUCAAUAUUCCCGUCGGCUUCGUGGAGCAACUGGGGCGGAGGGGGGAGUAACCUCUACUCCCCCCACUCGAUGGCACCCCCCCACGUGACGUCACAUCUAGGCUCCUAUCCCCACUACGCAUGACCGUCCUUUUAAGACAAGGGCAUUGCGAACGACGACAAAUUUGUAAAGGCUAAAAUAAUUUUGAAAGGAUCCCCGUAAUGUUAGUUAAUUCGCUUUUGUAAAUUUAUUUAUGAUAUUCCAAAGU